This is a messenger RNA of Lethenteron reissneri (Far Eastern brook lamprey), 8582 nucleotides long. RefSeq names its product microcephalin 1 (gene MCPH1). The record is from RefSeq and is a predicted model, not a curated record. Gene Ontology annotation, biological process: mitotic cell cycle. NCBI's taxonomy places the organism in Eukaryota, Metazoa, Chordata, Hyperoartia, Petromyzontiformes, Petromyzontidae.
GGCCCUGCCCCCCCCCUUGCCCUGCCCCCCCCCUUGCCCUCAGGCCCGUGUCUGCGCCUGGAGAAGGAAGAAGCGCAGGCGGCGCCCGCCUCGGCCUGCGGAGGACCUGGCCCAGUCGCGACAUCGCGCGCAAAAGCCAGUGGAAUGAUGCAUUCUGGUUGGUAAUGUGCCCAAAGUCCGUCCCUUUGGGUGAGAGCUAUGGACAAGGGCCUGCCACAGAGCAAGGGUGUUGAAGAUUUUGAAGGUGACCAGGUUACUGAAGACCUGCUGGCAGAGCAAAGCCACCAACCAAACAACCAGACCGUGUGUUUUGAUUUUUUAAAAGAUGUUGUGGCCUAUGUUGAUGUCUGGUCCAGCAGCCAUAAGGAUAACUACACGUGGGCCUUCAGUAAGCAAUUGCUGAUGAUGGGAGCAACAGUGUCCAGAAAGUUUACAAAAAAUGUCACCCACGUCAUCUUCAAGGAUGGACUUGAGAGCACAUGGAGCAAGGCGAUGAGCACCGGCGUGAAACUCGUGUCUGUGCUCUGGGUCGACAACUGUCUCAAGAGCCAAAAGUGCUUGGACGAGGCACUAUAUCCAGUGCUCUGUGACCCAAGAACAACUCCCGACUACUGUAAUAAAAAGCGUCGCUGGCGCCGGCCUCCGUGUGUGUAUGACCUGGAGGACGAGGACAGCAGGGACAAGCGGCUGCAGAAGAAGCUCCAGAAACUCACGCAGCAACUGGAUAACCAGAAAACGGCAACUGUGGGCCCCGAUUGCCUCAUCUUGGCGUUUGAUGAUGAGGGCCAGCCAGUGUUCAGCCCCAGGGUGACUCGCUCACCAGUCCUGGACAGGGUCAAGUCUAUGGCAGACAUGCUGCAGGAGAUGAAGGCGCGGCGUGAGAAUAUCUCCUUGACUGCUUCCCAGAUGGUGAGCCAGAGCCAAUCACCUGAUGGCUCUGCCUCUCCACUACAGUGCUCAUCAAAUGUCGCUUCCUGCUCUUUAUUUAACAUUCUUUUGGGAGAAGAGUCCGGACCAGAAGAGGAGGAAUUGUCAACACCGAGGCCUUGUGACAGUUUCGUAGCAGACUCUGAUGUCUCCCUGGAUAACAGUCGCAUGAAAUCAAAACAACGUUCCACCUCCGAAAAGGAUUCUUCCUUCUCGCACGCUGUAGUGCAAGAGACACCAAACGUGUCACCUCUUGGAAGCUCAAAUGCUACUGAAUCAAAUAGCAGUCAUAGACAUCCUCGAAAAUCGAGAAGAAAACGCUUGGACAAUAUUGUCAUGUCUCAUCAAAACAGGGGAGAGGGUUGCCAGCAUCAAACUUCGACAGGGAAUUGUAAAAAUUCUUCAGAGCUCAGUUCCUUUGAUCUCGCUGAUGUUCUCCCAGUGCCUUUAUGUACUGAUACGGAGACGCAGAGCUCCUCCACCAACAUAGGGUCACUGACAGACACUGUUAGCAAGACAAGUUCCAAUUCCCUGGACAAAUAUACCUGUGGUGGACAUAACUCUUCUGAUGACAUCCUGGUUACCGGUGAAGUGCGUAUGGAAACAGCCACUUCUGAGAGACACAAGGCGACUCGUCUUAUUGGAGAAAAUGUUGCUGCACAUGAAGAAGAUAUCAUGGUAGAAAGUGAUCUGGCACCAAUAGUUCAUUCUAAUUUGGCUGGCGGAACGGGUUUCCAUUCUGAACAAUCGGCAGCAACUUCUGCAGUGUUUGAAACAAGUAGGAAGAGGCCACACGCUGAUUAUACCAGGACACCAGGGUCCGCAAGGUCGAGGAAGAAGCAAAAGUUACAGCAAGUGCCAGAAUCUCUGAGUUCUGGCAUAAUUUUAGACUGUAUCUCACCAUUCGACGAUUACUUCUUGCCAGAAAAUGUUCAAGAGCUGGCGCCAAGGAAUCAAGACGUUAUUAAAAGGGUCUCUGCCUUGUUUGGCACACCAAAAACUAAUACAAAUAGUCGACGAGAGAGCCAAGAUGGAUCGAAAAUCACAGGCGGUAGCAUCGUUUCAUUAGAUGGCCCAACAAGAACUUCCAGUAACCCACAGCAACAGAGAAUUGACGAAGAGCCUCAAAUGAAGCCCCAAACAAAAACAACGUGUGGGCCUGAGAUUGUUGGUGAAACGACUGCCACUCAUAGUAUCACAAAUAACAAAGAUGUUAAGAAGUUUAGGCUUUAUUCUGUGAAGCAGGAAGGAUACUUAGCUGAAGUGACCUACAGAACCCAUGUGGUACGACGGGAAAGUCCAAGGCCACCUGUUGAACAGGAGAAAAAAGAUACCGAUACAGACAGCACGGUCUCAGACUUGUGUGGAUACGAUGCGUCCGGCAAUGACCGUCUGGCACAGAACCCCGAGUCGGGAAAGGAAAGUCCAACAAUAAACAUAAAUCUUCCCAGUUUUCCAGACAUUGUUGAAGUGACAUCCCGACAAGUUUCUGUGCAGAAGGAACAUCCCAUUUUCUCAAGGCACCAAGAAAACCCAUCGAGUGGUGCAGAGAGGGCCCAGAAAGGUCCCAGAAGGUCUGGGAGGCUGAAACUCAUGGUGCCAAUGGAAGAAUCUAAAAAGCCAAAGAAAGAUGGAAAGCAGAGUCUUCCACGAUCGGUUGCCCUGAGGAGGCAGCCGCCUCAGAAGAAGAGCGCCGUGUCUGGGAGAAGGCGGACGGCCAGCGCAACGCAGCGUCGACAAAGUCAAUCAUUGGUGUUGACAAGCCUGCACACUGAGCAGCGGAGCAGGGUGCACCGUGUGGUGAGGAAGCUGGGUGGUUUCGAGCUCGGCGAGGACGUGCAGGAGAGCACCACGCACGUGGUGCUGGGAUCACCACGCCGCACGCUCAAUGCGCUGCUCGGCAUCGCGCGUGGCUGCUGGCUGCUCUCGCUCGCUUGGGUGUUGGAGUCAGCGGAGUGUGGACAUUGGCUUGAGGAGGAGCCUUACGAGAUGACCGACACGUUCCCUGCUGCUCAAGUGCGCAGGCAGGAGUGCCGCGUGGGCAAGGCGAGCUGCCUGUUCGCGACCACGCCGCCCGUGUUCGUGAGUCCUCGGAGUGUCCCUCCGCCCGCCGUCCUGCACCAGCUGAUCACCCUGAGCGGCGGCUGCGCCACCCACACGCUGCGCCAGGCCGGCAUCUACGUCGGGAAUUACCCAGUGGGCAGGAGGAGGGCGGCCCUGCAGGCCGUCAGUGAGAAGUGGCUCCUCGGAGAGAGCGGCGCUCUCCACGGUUCAUGUGCGCCGUUCCGGCCGAGGGCGCGGUGGGCCCUGGCGGUGCCACUCAAGCGCCGUCGCCGGGUCGGCGGCAGCAGCAGCGGCGGCAGCAGCCGCAGCAGCAGCAGCAGCGCGAUCGGAGCUCUGCGGAACAUUGCAUCACAUACAACGAAGUGCGGCCCAUGGAAGGUUAUCGGCCGGACGAUCUCUGACAAAUAGUGGAGUCUGCACAUCACCAGCCAAGUGUUGCCCUUGCUGCUGUCUCUGCUCUGCACGUCCAUCAGUCGGACCUCGGGUGACCUUGCCAACACACGACGAAGUACACAGGGAAGGCGUCUGUUUUACCAUCGAAAAAAAGUAGCCUUGAAUACGACGACCAAUCAAACUUCCGGAUGACCGUUUCCCAGUAGUAUUUGUGUAAACAAAGUAAACCCUGCGCCACUUGACUUCUCCAUUUCAUAAACAAAUGCUGCUGGACAGCAGCCAGAUGUUGCAUGCAAAAGCCGCACGCAGACACAACAGCAAUACAUAGACACACGUAACUUGGCAAGGCAGCGCAUACUGAGUCUGAGCAUCCAUGUAAAGUCAGCGCACGGCAACUGCACCAGUGAGAGUACCACUCUGGUUUGUGAAAUACGUAUUUUGUCAGAAAGCAUAACUGAUCUACGUUAACAUUUUAAUGGCACGGUAGUCGUGGCGUGCGGCGGUGUGUAUAGCUACAGGCACAGCCGGGUCCAAUUUAACACAAAACAGGACAAACACAUUACAACACAAGACAUGGGGAGUGGUAGCGGUUGGUCCCCGAUCAGGCCUUGCUUGGCCUUCCGUAACCCCUGACUCGUGCGGAGCAUCAAGUGUGUUUUCGAGUGUGUUUGUACACAAUUCAAAGUGUACAAAAAUGUAGUUUUUAAUGGUUGUAAUUUUCAAUUUGUUGUACAUAAAAGAGCACGUUUCCUACGCUCAUUAUCGCCAUAACUUUAGUUUUUCAGCAUAAUAAUAUAAUUGCAGUUUGCCGGUAAGGCACCGGGGGAACCGCAAAAUACAUCUGAGUUUGGUACCUUAGCUGAAGCACACGAGGGAAAUUAGUGUAACAGGACUAGUGUCCCUGCAGCUUCACAUUCUCUCAUUCCCAGCGUGGAUACUUUUGCUCAAUUACCACAACUCCGGCCGCUACUCACUCGUUCUCCAGGUGGAUUUCACAAAUUGUAUAAUUGUGCUCAAGAAGCAACACUUGAACUUUGAUAAACAAUACAAACGAGAUGCCCGGAACAAAACAUACUCGAUUCUUGACAUGAACUGCCAUCCUGAAUGACGUCACGAUGCAUUGCGUCAUUGCAAUGGUGAAUUGCUACAAAGUGCAAGGAUCACACUCGGUAAUUGUCAUUGCCAUGCGAUAUUUUUAAUGUGUUAAUAUUUUAAUAACAUUUUAUACUAAAGAUUUUAAGCAUUCCCAAUGUCACUGUGUCUCUUGAGCAUGCAAAAUAAAUGCUUUUUCGUACUGUUUUUAAGAACAAUUCUCAUUUUAGCCAUAUGUGUUGUGUCUCAUGAUCCCACUGAGGCUGUACUAAUUGUUACAUUAACAACUUGCACCUAUUAUUUGUACUAGAUUUAUACAAUCCGGUUUUUAUUUUCAAACUUAAGAGGUCAGCUUAUUUUUCCUCUAAAUAAUGGUUUGCAAAAAAGGCAGGUCAAGGGAGUUGAAUAGUUUUUAUAACUGAACUUGUAUGACACCUUAGAUUAAAAAUAAAAUAUAUUUGAAACUAAAAAGUAUUCCACACUUCUCUUUCCGCACCUCGGAUUAUCACGGUUGGCUACGUACACUGCAAAAGAAGUUCAAAAUACAUGCAUACAUUUUCGCUAUUAUCUUAAACCAAAUCUUGAACGUAUGUAUUUUUUGAGUAAAAUAAAAAAUGUCAUUAAAUCUUGACUUAAAGCUUUCGUGACUGCAGGAAUUAAUUCCCUUUGGGUCUUUGUGUAGAGUCACGUAGAUAGACUAAUAAUAAAAUAUGUCUUCCUGCCUCAGCAGUCCGCCUCCUGUAAUUUUUUCACCUGAAGACAAUUGCUUGUGUUGCGAUCGAAAUGUCGUGAUUUUGUAUAAUUUUAUGAUUUUUCUCUCUACGUGACUUUACCGAAAGACCAAAAGAGUAAAAAAUGUAAUUGUUAAAACUGGAAGCAACAAUAUCACUGUUUAAGCAUUAUCCAAGUGCAAAACAAUCAUCAUAUGCAACGGUAGUUCUUUUCAAGUCAUGACGCUCCAGUGCUGCGAGUGUUGUAAACCGAUACUGUUCAAUUGUGUCAAGUACCAACGUGCACAAGUGGCGCAUGAUGGGGCUUUUUCCGCCAUUCUCAUUAAAGAUGACUGAAUAUACGGAGGCCGGAGAAUUUCCCUCUGGAAAGGGUGUAAUUAAACCGCGGGUUUGGUGCCGUCAGCGCGGGCGAGGUUGCAGCACCGACCCACGUCCAGAUGUUCUCAAAGCACCCGGCUGCACGCUCGCUCCCUCGCUCCCUCCCGCUGGCGGCCAGGGCCUCAGCCGGAUUAAAGCCACACGACACAAACCUGUGCGGAUUUUUUUCUUCCAAUUAUUUCGUUUUCACCGCUUGAUUUUCCAAAGCCAUUGUAUUCUGUUUGGUGGAUGCCUCUUGUCGUGGAGUCUCCGUGCCUUCUGAUUAACCGUGGUGCCAGGACCGCAUCGAUCCUAUUGCUGAUCGCAGUCGCCGCUAACACCAGACGCCUCUCAACCAGAUACGUGGUCAUGUGCAUCUUAUUAUCCGGGCCACAGUCAAGUCCCAGUGUCUUCUUGCUCAUAUGAUCAUUGGGACGACGUGUUGUAUAUUUACACACCCAUGAUGGGAGCCAAUCUCUUCACAAGAUGACCACUGCUAACUUCCCACAAAAUGGUAUUAAUGUAUCGACUCCUUAAAAAAUGAUGAUGGGUGGAGUAUUAAACACACAUUUACAAUUGUCAAUACCCCUGGCCAGCUAGAUUAAUAAGCGCUUUUAUUCUCUUUCUAAACCUAUCGCUAUGUCUCACGUGCAACAGGGCUGAGAGAUUUCAUGUUGAUCGCUGCGAUCGAUCGCUGUGUUAUUGCCACAAGAAGGAUUACAAUUUCUCCACCUUUGAGUGUAUUUUAAGGGGCUUGACAUUCACGUAUAGCAUGGUAAUCCCACCUAUGUUAAAAUAAAGCUAAUACAAUUAUUUAAAUUAAAAUACACUAUUUAUUCUCUCGCUUAAAAAAAAUGUCUGCCAUCAGUCUUGUUUGCCAAUGGAGGCUUACAAGUAUACAAGUGCCACAUUGUAUUUUAAUGAACAUGAUUCAUGUGGGACCUAACCCAAAAUCAAUUAUGAAUCAUAUUGGCUGCAAAAACGUAUGUGUUCAGCUAAUGAAUAUGUGUGCCUAAUUCAUGAAGUGCCAUGGCUAUUUGAACACAUGUGUAAAUCACAGGCCAUCUCGCACGUGAAAAUCCUGCCAAUAGACACAUUGGUUAAUUGCAUAAAUGCAAGCAAAGGAUUAUUAGGAGUAUUGUUCUAUGUGGACGACUAUCAAAUACCACGUUGCAGAUGGCAAAUAACGCAAUCAGCUUUCUAACAACGUCCGCACUCUCCGAGGUUCAGCUGGAGAGAAUGAGCACUGUGAAAAUGGAAUGCGCUCUUUGAGAAGCAAAACAAAUAAUGCAUUUACAUGUCUUGCGAAUUUGGUUUUGUUUGGCCACUUUUUGUUCAUUUCCGUUGUUUUAUGCUUUUGCUUUGGGAAUGAAAGGAAUAACAGCCAGCAGAAGAGAAGAGGUCGUGUAAAGGCUGAGGUUGAUGUGUGCAAUGUAUAAAAAUCCAAACGAUGCUUGUGUUUGUAUUGAAGCUAAGUUUGCAUCAUUAUGGAACCUUGCUUUAGUGAGACAAAACACUUCAGUGGGCUCAAAUCCAAAAUUAAUAUGAAUACACAUUAAUUAAAAAUAUUGAUGUGUUGGCAUUAGCCAUGCUUCUAUGUAUAUUCGGCCUCUAGCUCUGUGAUUAAAGUACUUUACUUACAAUUGAAAAGUUGUUCAAAUGUGGGUUAGGGUACAACAAAUCCCUUUUAGGGUCACUAAAACAAGGACCACUUUGUGAGAAAUGAGUGUUCCUAAAGAGAGAUUGGUCCUCGAUUGAAGUUUGAGUCCCAUAAAUGGACUUGUGCUAUUUUACAAGAUUACUCAGCAUUGCGUCUUGCACAGCAGUGAAUGGGUAUCAGUGUGAAUGUUGGCUCGUAUUUGAUAUUGGUAGGGUAGUAAAUUGUGAAUAUGGCUACGCACUUGUGUCACGUGUGUACUGAUGAUCACGCUCCCGUCGUGGGCCCUGCGUAGCCAUGAGCAGUGCCGUCAGGAUGGUUACAAAUUCCACAGAGAUGUGUCUCAUGAGCUCGCUUUGUUGUUGUGUGAGCAUUGCGAGUGUAACAAGAGUCGAUGCUUUCUUGAAAGUGUAUUUAGAACAACAACAAAAUAGGUAAGCAAACAACAUGCUUCCUUCACAUCUGUAUUCACACAUUGAAAAUUUUAAAAAAGUGUGCACAACCCAUUGGCCCCGCGCUUAGGGUUAUUUUGAUGUACCCAUCUCUGUGUAUGUUUGCUUUUUUAAAGUCUCUAUUUAACUGAAUUGUAAUCAAGACUAGAUGGCCCUUAUCCUUUAAAAUCGACCAAUUGAAUAAGGCCAGUGUUUGUUUUAUAUCAUGUAAUAAUGUUAUUGCAUAAUAAAUGGAUAAUCUGUGAUUGAACAUGGGAUAGGUUAUACGUUGCAAUGGCUGCGUGGACGACGUGAUUCAUCUUUUCAUUCGUUUUUAAAUUCGCCAUUUUUAAGCAGGAAUAGUGGCAAUGUUCAGGACGGUACCAGGCAAGUGGAAGUGCGUGAGUUCAAAUCCCGGUCAGCGGUAGCUUAACCAUCAUCCCUCUGAGAGAGAUGAAAUAGAAACUACCAUGAGGAAUGUUGACAGUGUUUGUCUAACAGAAACACUGGCCCCGGUAUAUGAACAUGGAAAUUCCAGCACUGCUGUCAGUGGAGAUGUGAACUACUUUUUUGAGCAAGAAACAGUUUGGCGUAAAUGUGUGUCGGCGUAUACGCCACAAUUGAUGAACCAUUAAAGCUCUGAAAAACAAACAAUGGAGUUGUUGCUGUAAUAAUACUCUAAAAAUGUCAGCGCUGGCUGUCCCCUGAUCCACCGCUGUCCAGGGUCACCCCACUUGUAACUAAUAAUGACCCUCUGAAGGCAUUAGCGAACAUUUAUUUUUUAGGAUUUGGAUUAAAAAAAAUUGCUUCCAUCUGUGUGAUUAAUUCCAGAGGAAUAUGAUUUGGUGUUGGGUUUACAUUAAACCCCGUUGCUUAUCUGUAUUUUGCCGAGUGUUCGCAUGCGAUUACCAUCUCGAGGGUCACGUCCGU